Molecule: messenger RNA, 1269 nt
Organism: Rotaria socialis
Lineage: Eukaryota; Metazoa; Rotifera; Eurotatoria; Philodinida; Philodinidae
Source: the annotation of a GenBank genome assembly
AUGGAACGACGAAACGUUGUAUUCAGUGUUGUGCAAGAUAGAUCGAAGACACAAACAUUUACACCGACUCUUUUUAAAAUGUCAACACAACAACAAACCGCAGAAAAGAGUGUUCAAACACAAGAUCUAUCGGGUUCCCCAACAGUACUAGUUUCAAAUAAUUCCAUCACACAUAUUCAUACUGAAAAUACAGCUGCUGAAGUUGCAAACACUCUUGUUUCAAUGGCUACUGGACGACAGAGAGCAACAACAACUGUCAAACAAUUAAAUGUCAUUAGUGUUCCAAGUCCCACAGCUUUACCAAUAUUAGCAUUGGCCGAUUAUACAACACCUCGUGGUGUACCAACAGCAAUGUCUUUGGCAAAUCAAGCUAAACUUACUCCAACGAAGCAUGAUGAAAUGUUAGUUGGUGAUGAAGAUGACGAUGAUGAUACAUCAAUGUCAACCGACGAAUAUAAUCAAUCACAAAAUGAUUCGAAACCUCGCACGAAAUCAACACGAGGUAAAUCAAAUAAAUCGAUUUCAACAUCAAAAAAACAUAGGCAACAAACAGUUGAACCAAUACAAUAUGGUCCAAUUGUGGUUAAACCUAGAAAAAGUAUUGCGCCCACACUUGCCAAUGGACGAAAAAGUAAAGAUGAACCACUUCCACCUGAUGAAGACGUAAAACGUAGACAACGUCGAGAUAGAAACAAACAAGCUGCUGCUAAAUGCCGACGAAAACGAAAUGACCUCCGCGAAGAAUUAGAAAAGGUUGAAGAACAAUUAUUGGAACAACAAAAAUCUCUUGAACAUACUGUUCAAACAUUAAAUGAUCAAAAAAACCAAUUAGAAAUAUUAUUACAUCGUCAUCCGUGCACGAAAAAAGUACGCUUACCCAUGGCAACCACAUCAACACCUAUGCAUACUCUAAACAUUACAAAAUCCGAUAUAAAAACAAUUUCAACAACAACAUUAUUAGAUUCAAACAAUAAUAGUGGUAACAGUAAGCGUGUUACUAUUAAUUUUACAAAUGCUCAAGAUUUAAUCGCUAUUGCUCCGUUGACACGAAUAACACCUACAUUAACAACAGAUGGUUCAUCCUCAUCAAAUAUGCCUAUGAUCACAAUUCAUAUUAUUCCAGAAGUGGCACAAGCAUUACUCGGCUCAACAUCAGUCGAUAAAGUUAAACUAGCUGAAUUAAUUCAACAAGCUAGUGCCAAUAAUGCAUCUUCAACAACAAUAUCAGAUUCAACAGCCACAAAUACGCCUAUGAACAGUACAAGUUGA